AUGAAGGCAACGGGAAGCUUCGUGCAAGAGGAAGCGUCGGUUUCCUGCCAAGCCUGCAAUAGUCAACGUGGAGGUUGUAUGCACGUUGUCGGCAAGUUCGUCCAGUCCAAGCGCAGCUAUGCCGACUUCACAGGUUGCAAUGCAUCCAGUAAUGGAGGCGCUUUGAGCGCCGAGAAGGGUGUCUACUUGGGGGGCAACAGCAGAUUUGAGUACAGCUCUACAGGUUCUGACGGUGGCUGCCUUCACACCGAAGGUCACGCAAACUUUCAGGGCUUUGCCAAGUUUGACCGCUGCAAAGCUGCUCGCUAUGGUGGUGCCGUGUCAGCCCGAAGUGCGGAGAGCGGCGCACGUGUCGCCUUCGAAGACUGCACAGCUAGAUCGAGCGGCGGUGGCCUCUUCCUCGAAGCGUUUCAUCAGACCGGCGGCUCGGUGACGUUUGCAUUCUGCGAGGCAGAUCUCGACGGAGGAGGUCUGUACCUGAGGGGGGACUUCCGGCAAGAUGGUGGGCAUACCGGCUUCGAGUUUUGUGAGGCAAAGAUUGGCAAGGGCGGCGGCCUGUGUGUCGAAAGAAAUGGAGGUGGCAUGCGUAUCGGUGGCAACUUUACGCAGCUGUCCGGCGGCGUGGCGGCUUUCUCGAGCGUGCUAAAGUAUUGCAGGGACCACGAGCGUCGAAAUGCGUUGACCAUGCGCACAGUAGGAGCUAUCAGCUUCGAGAAUUGCAAGGCUGCCAGGGGCUUUGGCGGCGGAGUGCAAGUCCGUGAUGGCAACUUCACCUCUGCCUCCGGCGUCCUGAAUUUCACGAGAUGCGGUUUGAGAGUUGCACAGCUGAUGGCAGUGGUGGAGGCCUUCAAGUGUAUGGGCCUUCAGCGUGGAAGUCUCUUCCAGCACGGCGGUGACAUCAGGUUCUCUCACUGCAAAGCCGGCAAGGGAGGGGGUCUGGCGCUGCGCCAGGGCUCCCUGCACCAGUUCAUGGGUAGUUUGGGCUUCGAGGACUCCAGCUCUGGCGAGGGUGGUGGACUUUUCGUGGGCAAGGAUGUGCUGCUGAUGGGCGGUGCCAUGAACUUCAGCUACUGCCAAGCAUCUGGGGAAGGCGGCGGAGCGGUGGUGAAGCAAGAUUUUCUUCAACAUGGCGGAGCACUCGUUGUCGAUUCUUGUAACAGCCAGGAUGCUGGCGGCGGUUGCAUGGGUGUCGAAGGUUCGGUCUUUAUGAGUGGCUCCAACACCUUCAAACGGUGUGUCGCUCUGGGAGAUCGUGCAGGUACGGGUGGGGGCGGACUCUACACUCAGGAGACCUUCACCCAGCUUGGCGGCAUCAUCAACUUCACUAGGUGUCGGGCCCUCAAGUCCGGUGGGGCAUUGCGGAUCAACAACGGCAGCCUACUCGCGAAGUCGGGCACGAUGAUUUUCAAGAAGUGCAAGGCUGAGAAGAGCGGUGGAGGAUCCGACGUGGGUCUUCAUGUCUAUAUUGGACCGGAAGCAAAGAUGUUCCUUUAUGCAUGCAGUGCUCAUUAUUUGGGCGGAGGUAUAUACCUCAACGGCCGCUUCUUCCAAGACGGGGGAAGCAUGCAUUUCAGCGGCUGCCAAGCAGACGUUGGAGGAGGUCUGGCCGUGUUCGGAAGUUAUUUGCAUCAGCAAGCGGGCAGAAUGCACUUCCUUCACUGCCACGCCGCUUUCGGUGGCGGCAUAUGGGUGCAGGAGAACAUGACCGUGGGCAGCAGCGUGGUUCUUUCCAAAUGCAAUGCCAGCGUGGGAGGAAACGCAUCCAUGGAGUACUGCAGAUCGAUUGGGUCGGGCGGUGGCCUCCUGAUGGGCAGCGGAGGUGUGCGACAGCAAGCUGGCAGCAGGUUGAGCUUCCGCCACUGUUCGGCUCGUGGUGGAAACGGCGGUGGAAUGUCGGCUUACAGCUUUGCCUCGCAGGGCUUUACAGAGUUUGCAAGCUGCGUGGCAUCCUCCGAAGACUCUGGAGGCGGCAGCGGUGGGGGUUUCUACAUCAGCAGCGGGAAUGGCACCAUUCAGCAAAGCCGGGGCCGCAUGAGCCUCACCAAUUGCACCGCUGAGCAGCGUGGUGGUGGGUUCUACCUUGGAUCCACAGUGCCCGGAGACCUCAGGGACAUUUCCUUCGACCGCUGUGGCACGUAUGGCGACGCAGGCACCUUCUACGCGAAAUCGCAUGCUUUGAAUGUCUCUAACCUGACUGUCCUCGAGCCUCGCAGCGUGGACUUCGACAUUAUUUCAGAGGGCAAGCUUGCGCUCCAAGAUCUUCAUCUGCACAGCAGCAACCGGAAGUUCGGCAUGGGCAUAUGGUCCGGGAACCUCCACGCAGGGACUGUGAACUGCACUCUGUUGAAGUGGUGCAGUUUGGUGGCGCCCGAGCGGCAUGUUGAUCACCUGCACUGCCCAGCGGGCACCGGAAUUCAAAAGGGCGAUGAUUUCAGCAACUGCUCGGUAUGCGAAGAUAACUUUACAGUGCUCCCUGGUCACACACAAUCCAAGUGUGUGCCAUGCCCGACGCACAAUGACUUCUGCUACGUGGAUAAGUUCAAGAUGACGCCAGGGCACAUGGUUCAGAAGCCAGACAUCAGUUUGACGAUCUUCUGCCCGAACCCAGCAGCAUGUCCUGGUGGAAAUUCCACGGACUUUUCGACCAUGUGCGCGCCAGGCUAUCAAGGUCGCGCUUGUGCAAGAUGUACGCAGGGCUACUCCAUCUCAGACAGCAGUGUGCUCAUCUGCACCCGCUGUGCAACGGAUUUCUGGCGGAAGCUCUUGCAAUGGGCCUAUAUGCUUGCGAAGCACAUCUUGCCCUUUGCGGUGGCAGCUUACAGUGCACUGCAAGUCGAAGAUGCCGAGGAGGUCAAGCGCAGCGGUGUGCUAAUCAACCAGCUGCUUUCCUUCGCCACGGUUGCCGGCACCCUCUUGAUCCUGGGUCCUUGUUAUACCUUCCGAAGGUUUAAGCAGGUUUCCGUCUUUUCUUGUUCUGGUAUCUUGGAUUACAUUCUUGGACUAGAAUCCAGGAUCAUGGUUGCCCAGACCAAUGCAAUGCGAGAAAUCAAGCUGACGGCAGCCACUUUGAAGCACUUGCAAGCAGGCAGUAGCAUGACUACAUGUGGGAGUUUCAGACAAUAA
This is a messenger RNA of Symbiodinium necroappetens, 3123 nucleotides long. NCBI's taxonomy places the organism in Eukaryota, Dinophyceae, Suessiales, Symbiodiniaceae. The record is from the annotation of a GenBank genome assembly.